AUGUCACCAAGCAAGUUGGAAAAGCGUAAACGUACCGAAGAUCUUGUUGAUUCUCCUAUUGAUUCUGAUACUGUCAAGAAGAUCAAGAAGGACAAGAAGGAAAAGAAGAAUAAAAAGGACAAGAAAGAUAAAAAGGACAAAAAGGAAAAGAAGGAUAAAAAGGACAAGAAAGAAAAGCAUUCUACUACUAGUGAAGGUGGCGUAUCCCAACAAGAAUCUGCUGUUUUGGAAACUUUGACUGACUACAAAUAUGAAGAACAUCCUGAACUAACAAGCUUGCCUCAAUCUACCAUUGAUGCAUUCAAUAAGGAACAUGCUGUGGAAAGUCAUGGUGAUCUCAAGUUGCGUCCUUUAUUAAAGUUUGAUUAUACUCGGUUACCUGAAAACAUUAUGCAAGUCUUCAAAAAAUUUGAUAAACCUACACCUAUUCAAGCUACUACCUGGCCUAUUUCUCUUUCUGGUCGUGAUAUCAUUGGUAUUGCUGAAACUGGUUCUGGAAAGACUUAUGCUUUCACUAUUCCUGGUUUGGUCCAUAUUUCAUCCAAGUUACUCAAGCAAAAAUCAUCUUCUGAUAAAGUUAGAAAACCCACUAUGCUUGUUGUAUCUCCUACUCGUGAAUUGGCCAUGCAAAGUCAAGAACAAGCCUUAGAAGCUGGAAAAUCAUGUGGUGUGACUUCAUGUUGUUUAUAUGGUGGUGUAUCCAAGAUUGGUCAACGUGAAGAAUUACAAAGAGGUGUGGAUAUUAUUGUGGCUACUCCUGGACGUUUAAUUGAUUUGAUCAAUGAAGGUUAUUGUGAUUUAUCUGAAAUUUCGUUUAUGGUAUUGGAUGAAGCUGAUCGUAUGUUGGAUGAUGGUUUUGAAAAGAACAUUCGUGAUAUUAUGGAUUACACACCUAAGAAUCGACAAACUCUUAUGUUCUCUGCUACAUGGCCCGAAAGUGUUCGUAAACUUGCUAAUGAAUAUCUUUCCAAUCCUAUGCGUAUCUCCAUUGGAUCAACUGAUUUGGCUGCCUCUCAAAAUGUCACUCAAAUUGUACAAGUAGUGGAAAAUCCUAGGGACAAGGAAUAUAAAUUGGUGGAAUUAUUAAAGAAGAUCCAUAAAAGUCGACAAAAUCGAAUCUUGGUAUUUGCAUUGUAUAAGAAGGAAGCAACUCGUGUGGAAAAUACUCUUCAACGUAGUGGAUUCAAAGCUGUGGGGAUUCAUGGUGAUAAGAGUCAACAACAACGAACCGAAGCAUUACAACAGUUCAAGGAUGGUUCUUUCCCUGUGAUGGUAGCAACAGAUGUAGCAGCUCGUGGUCUUGAUAUUCCUGAUGUUGAAUAUGUUAUCAAUCUUACUUUCCCUCUUACUAUUGAAUCUUAUGUACAUCGUAUUGGUCGAACUGGUCGUGGUGGUAGAAAGGGUACUGCUUAUACAUUCUUUACUCCUAUGGAUAAGGCACAUUCUGGUGAACUGAUCAACGUUUUGAAACAAGCUAAUCAAAAAGUACCUGAAGAAUUAUUGAAGUUUGGAACUACUGUCAAGAAGAAAACUCAUGGUGCUUAUGGUGCUUUCUUCAAGGAUACCAGCGAUGCUCCCAAAGCUAGCAAAAUUGUAUUUAGUGAUGAUUAGAUUAU
This is a messenger RNA of Halteromyces radiatus, 1616 nucleotides long. Its product is annotated as P-loop containing nucleoside triphosphate hydrolase protein. Bases 1 to 1611 code for a protein of 536 amino acids. The transcript is spliced from 2 exons. Gene Ontology annotation, molecular function: ATP binding; RNA binding; RNA helicase activity. Gene Ontology annotation, biological process: rRNA processing. The record is from RefSeq and is a predicted model, not a curated record. Gene Ontology annotation, cellular component: nucleolus. NCBI's taxonomy places the organism in Eukaryota, Fungi, Mucoromycota, Mucoromycetes, Mucorales, Cunninghamellaceae.